Anopheles coustani is the source of this 2282-nucleotide messenger RNA. It is a transcript of the gene Ns3, whose product is annotated as large subunit GTPase 1 homolog. Gene Ontology annotation, molecular function: GTPase activity; GTP binding. The coding region runs from base 193 to 2022 and encodes 609 amino acids. Gene Ontology annotation, cellular component: cytosol. Gene Ontology annotation, biological process: ribosomal subunit export from nucleus. The transcript has 3 exons. The record is from RefSeq and is a predicted model, not a curated record. Lineage: Eukaryota; Metazoa; Arthropoda; Insecta; Diptera; Culicidae.
UUGCUGUUAGAAGGUGAACGGUUUGGGAAAGAAUUUAAUUUCUAUAAAAGUGCAAACACCGCAGCUCUAAUGAGCCUUCAUUCUGCGAUUUAAGAUUCGUCAAAACCCCUUUGAAACACAGUUUAUCAAAAGUUUUAAGUUUAUGUGAUACAGCAUCAACGAUUCGACCAGCCUCGGGCACCGUAGAAAAACAUGGGCAAGAAAAAGGCCAAUCAGCUCGGUCGCUCGUUGAUUAAGGACCGUUUCGGCCAUGGCAAUCGUAAAACGGUGGAUAACGGAAGUAUGCUUCACACGACCGAGGUUCAGGAUGGGUACGAUUGGGGUCGCUUAAAUCUGCAAUCCGUGACGGAGGAGUCGUCUUUUCAAGAGUUUCUACGUACGGCCGAGCUGGCUGGCACUGAGUUUCAGGCAGAGAAGCUCAAUAUUACCUACGUGAACCCAAAGUCCAAGGUAGGUCUGCUGACCACGAAUGAGCGUGUGGAAAUCGUCAAGAAGCAGGUGGGCAAAAAGGAUCUGUUGAAAAUACCUCGCCGACCAAAAUGGACCAGAGAGACGACGGCCGAAGAGCUUUUGAUGGCUGAGAAUGCAUCCUUUCUCGACUGGCGCCGGGGUCUGGUGGCGCUGCAGGAGCAGGACGGUAUGCUGAUGACGCCGUACGAGAAGAACCUGGACUUCUGGCGUCAGCUGUGGCGAGUGGUGGAACGGAGCGAUAUUGUGGUACAAAUUGUGGACGCACGCAACCCACUGCUGUUCCGGACGGAGGACUUGGAGAAGUACGUCAAAGAAGUGGAUGAAAAUAAGAUGAACAUGAUUCUUCUCAACAAGUCCGAUUUCCUCACCGAGGACCAGCGGAAACACUGGGCGCACUAUUUCGACGAACAGGGCAUUCGGAUAGCGUUCUACUCGGCCGUACUGGCAGCUGAGGAAGCGAAACGGGAAGCUGAAAAGGCUCAAAGCGACGACGAAGGGCUGGACGAAGAAGAACGACUUGUAAAGGAACGGUUAGACAAUCUAAAACUCUCCGUCGACAAGGCCGAAAAAACGCUGGAGAAGCUGGAGGAAAAGAUUGAAGAUUUUGCCAACGAUGAAAAAAAGGAGGGCACCAAAAACAGUUGGAAGUUGCUCACGAACGCUGAACUCAUUGCCCUAUUUAAAAGUCUCCAUCAUGCCGAACGCGUUACGAAAGAUGUCGUAACGGUUGGGCUGGUCGGGUAUCCGAACGUGGGCAAAAGUAGUACCAUUAACGCCGUUUUUCUAGAGAAAAAGGUAUCCGUUUCCGCUACGCCCGGUAAAACCAAACACUUCCAGACACUGUUCGUCGACAGUGAGCUCAUGUUCUGCGACUGUCCCGGGCUGGUGAUGCCAAGCUUUUGCACCACCAAAGCGGACAUGAUCCUGAGCGGCAUUCUACCGAUCGAUCAGAUGCGGGACCACGUGCCGCCAGUGAAUCUGCUCUGCACGCUUAUUCCACGACACGUGCUCGAAGACACUUACGGCAUAAUUAUCACGAAGCCUUUGGAAGGCGAGGAUCCUAAUCGUCCGCCGUACUCCGAAGAACUGUUGCUAGCGUUUGCGUACAAUCGUGGCUUUAUGACAGCCAACGGGCAACCGGACCAGUCCCGCGGAUCACGCUACGUUCUUAAGGAUUAUGUCAACGGAAAAUUGUUAUAUUGUCAUGCCCCGCCCGGGGUGGAGCAGGAGGAGUUCCAUCGUUUCCAGGCUCGACAAAAGGAUGAAGUGGACGUCAAACUGCUCCCACCAAGGCAGCAGCGGGCAAUUAAGAUGAACAUCAAGAAAACAGGCACGGACAUCGACGAACAGUUUUUCAAGGAGCGAACGCACGGAGGUCAAGUGAAGGGGCGCAGUGAUUUUCCCAACGUCCGGCCAAUUGGUGCACAAAUUUCAGGUGGACCUGGGGCCUCUGCUGACGGCGUCAUCAUAGCCGGAAAACCGUGGAAGCAUCAGAAACGAGAAAAGCGAGAUAAACUUCGUCGAAAGUAUGCCUAUUUGGAUCAGCAUUAAACUGUUGUGUGAUUAUGAAAUGGUAAUGAAGUUCUAAGGAUUUAUCCUCGUAAGUGGUCCUUUUCUAUAACUUUGGUCAAAUAGUUUGCCAAGAACACGUCGUUUCUAACAGACUGCUUAUUUCGUGAACGUUCUCUAGAGGCCCAUUUUGUCAGUUUGGUGGAGAUUACUUACUGUUUUAGAUGGUCCUGUAAAUUUAUCUUCGUUCAAUAAAAAAAAAUUGGUACACUAAACACAUAAAAAAGUUUUGAAUAUUAAAU